AGUAUACUGUGAACUCAUGUUAUGGAGUUUAUUAUUUAUUAUGUAUGGCCUUGUGCGUUCUGACUUUGAAAAUACCGGAAAUUUAAAAAAAAAACUCCAAAUUUUGCCGUUCUGAAAUUGGUUGACUAAAUUAUAUAGAUCGUAUAUUCGAUAAUCAUUACUGAACUGUCAAUAUUUGUUCUGAUUGUGAUAAAUAAUUUCGAUUCGUUUGGUUUAUCUGCCCUAGAUAAAGUUCAUGAGUACAAUAUUCUUAUUAGUAUGUUAUUUAACUUAAGACGAUUAAUACGGAACUUCGUCCUUGUGAAUUUAAUUCAUUGCCUCUCAGGAAUCAUUAUUUUUGUUUUAGGCGUAAUUGCUUGCAUGCACUGAAAAUGCAAUAAAUUCUUUAAGCUAUUUGAAAAAUAGUUGAACUAUUAUUUAGUAAUAAUUGUAGUUAGUAAGCAUCAAAUAUUAAACUUACACGAAAUGUUCUUUCAACAGUACCUAAGCAUGAAAUACAUUCUCGUUAUAUUCACGAUAUUAAUCUCAGCAUAUGCAAGGCGAAAACCAACAUGCCAUGCAUGCAUACACUCAGUAUGCUAUAGCCGGGAACUUAUUAUAAGGGGAUUCAAGCUCUCCGGCCAACUAGCUAUCGACAGAACGUCAAAUAUUUUAUACUUCCAUUACCGACACAAGCGUAAAGAAGUUACUGGAGCCUUCAGUUUGGAUGAAGUUAAGCUAAGCAUUCUGCCGUUAAAUUUUACUUUUGGACGUGCUGUUGAUCAACUCACUAGAAAUUUAUACACGUCCGGGGUACAAGGAGUAUAUAUAUACAACCCCUUCAAUAACUCAACCGAACUAUACGCUUUGAAAGACAAAACCAUUUGGAAUAUGCAGUACGAGGACAAAUUAUAUUACACGGAGUUCAAAAGUAAAGGACUUUAUAAAUACGAAAAUAAAAAAUCUAUCAAAAUCCCCGAGCUGUCGGAUUAUCAAAUCGAUAACUUUAUAAUCGAUAGACAGAAAGAUAUAUAUUUUAUGAGUAAUUACACAAUUCACGUGUUAAGAAAUGGCAGUAAACAGGUCGAGCUCUUUGAGGACGAAAUAUAUUAUAUGUCCACGGAUAGAAAUGGAAUUGCAUAUUUUAUACAGCCUUACACUAGAGGUAUGUAUAAAAUAAAUCAUAUGGGAAAAUUAUCAGAAGUUGGGGCUUUUAAGAAAGAUUCGGUGUUUUUAUUCGUUUUUGAUAAUGAAAAUAAUAUAAUAUACGAAGGAAAUGAUUCUAGCGUUUAUUAUUUGGCUCCAAAACUAACAAAGUGUAGUGUCACGACUAAGGGCGUGGGUAGAUUUAGGAAAAAAAUAAUAUCCACUACUGACCGAAGAAUAAGGGAAAAGUGUUGCCAGUAAAUCAAUUAGUAACCUUAAGCUGCGGAAAUAAAAACAAUGUAUUUUUUAUUAUUUAUUAAAAUAAACGAUUUCUCUGUUUACAA
This is a messenger RNA of Danaus plexippus (monarch butterfly), 1469 nucleotides long. RefSeq names its product ommochrome-binding protein-like. Lineage: Eukaryota; Metazoa; Arthropoda; Insecta; Lepidoptera; Nymphalidae. Gene Ontology annotation, molecular function: protein binding. The coding region runs from base 466 to 1386 and encodes 306 amino acids. The record is from RefSeq and is a predicted model, not a curated record. The transcript has a single exon.